Molecule: messenger RNA, 3866 nt
Organism: Polypterus senegalus (gray bichir)
Lineage: Eukaryota; Metazoa; Chordata; Cladistia; Polypteriformes; Polypteridae
Gene: ctnnb1
Product: catenin (cadherin-associated protein), beta 1
Exons: 16
Coding region: 246-2588 (780 amino acids)
Biological process (GO): cell adhesion; positive regulation of transcription by RNA polymerase II
Cellular component (GO): adherens junction; catenin complex
Molecular function (GO): alpha-catenin binding; cadherin binding; transcription coactivator activity
Source: RefSeq, a predicted model, not a curated record
ACACUCUCGCCGCCGCCAUUUUAAGGCUGUUUGGUUCGUGCGGAAGCAUCAAUCUGGUCGCUGUUUUCUUCUUUUUUUUAAACGGGGAGGAGUAAGUUUUUCGAAUUCCGAAGGUGUUUUGGCAAAUCUUUACGAAAUUGCUUAAAAAUAUAUAAGGUUUUGGUGUGCUUCUGACUGAAUAAGAAGAGGGGGAAAGGCUGUUUGUUGCAGAGUAGCACUGCAGGCUGCAGUUCCUGGACUAAAAGAUGGCUACCCAGGCAGACUUGAUGGAGCUGGACAUGGCCAUGGAACCAGACCGCAAAGCAGCAGUUAGUCAUUGGCAGCAGCAGUCUUACUUGGACUCUGGCAUUCACUCUGGAGCUACCACUACAGCACCUUCUUUAAGUGGGAAAGGAAACCCUGAAGAGGACGAUGUGGAUAAUCAGGUGUUAUAUGAAUGGGAGCAAGGCUUCUCUCAGUCUUUCACACAAGAUCAAGUAGCUGAUAUUGAUGGACAGUAUGCCAUGACCAGAGCCCAAAGAGUAAGGGCUGCCAUGUUCCCAGAAACCUUGGAUGAAGGAAUGCAGAUCCCAUCCACUCAGUUUGAUGGUGCUCACCCAACAAAUGUACAACGCCUUGCUGAACCAUCCCAGAUGCUGAAACAUGCUGUGGUCAAUCUAAUAAAUUACCAAGAUGAUGCAGAGUUGGCAACUCGUGCCAUCCCAGAACUGACCAAACUUUUAAAUGAUGAGGACCAGGUGGUUGUAAACAAAGCAGCAGUUAUGGUUCAUCAGCUGUCUAAAAAAGAAGCAUCUCGUCAUGCCAUCAUGCGCUCACCACAGAUGGUAUCUGCUAUUGUGCGCACCAUGCAGAAUACAAAUGAUGUAGAGACUGCUCGGUGUACGGCAGGCACUCUUCACAACCUGUCUCACCAUAGAGAAGGGUUACUUGCAAUUUUUAAAUCUGGUGGUAUCCCUGCCUUGGUAAAAAUGCUAGGCUCUCCUAUUGACUCUGUAUUGUUCUAUGCAAUCACCACACUGCAUAAUUUGCUGUUGCAUCAAGAAGGAGCUAAGAUGGCUGUUCGACUGGCUGGUGGCCUUCAGAAAAUGGUUGCUUUACUGAAUAAGACUAAUGUUAAGUUUCUUGCAAUAACAACUGACUGUCUUCAGAUUUUGGCAUAUGGCAACCAGGAAAGCAAACUUAUAAUAUUGGCCAGUGGAGGUCCUCAAGCUUUAGUUAACAUCAUGAGAACCUACACAUAUGAGAAGUUAUUGUGGACCACUAGCAGAGUGCUAAAAGUGCUCUCUGUAUGCUCCAGUAACAAGCCAGCAAUUGUUGAAGCUGGUGGUAUGCAAGCCUUGGGACUUCAUCUGACAGAUCCUAGCCAGCGCCUUGUACAGAAUUGUCUUUGGACUUUGAGAAAUCUUUCAGAUGCUGCCACUAAGCAGGAGGGAAUGGAAGGUCUUCUUGGAACACUUGUCCAGCUUCUAGGCUCGGAUGAUAUUAAUGUUGUAACAUGUGCAGCUGGUAUUUUGUCCAAUCUUACAUGCAACAACUACAAGAACAAAAUGAUGGUGUGCCAGGUUGGUGGUAUUGAGGCUCUGGUUCGCACGGUCCUUCGUGCUGGAGACAGAGAAGACAUCACAGAACCAGCAAUUUGUGCUCUGCGUCAUCUCACUAGUAGACACCAGGAUGCUGAGAUGGCCCAAAAUGCAGUCCGUCUUCACUAUGGCCUUCCUGUGGUGGUAAAAUUGCUACAUCCACCAUCUCACUGGCCACUAAUAAAGGCAACAGUGGGACUGAUCCGCAAUUUAGCGCUCUGCCCUGCAAAUCAUGCUCCACUACGUGAGCAAGGUGCAAUCCCCAGAUUGGUGCAGCUGUUGGUGAGGGCACAUCAAGACACUCAGCGACGAACUUCCAUGGGUGGAACACAGCAACAGUUUGUGGAGGGAGUACGUAUGGAGGAAAUUGUUGAAGGUUGCACUGGAGCUCUCCAUAUUCUGGCAAGAGAUGUUCAUAACAGAAUAGUCAUCAGAGGACUUAAUACCAUUCCACUUUUUGUCCAGCUUUUGUAUUCUCCAAUUGAAAAUAUUCAGAGGGUAGCUGCCGGAGUGCUGUGUGAAUUGGCUCAAGAUAAGGAAGCAGCAGAAGCAAUAGAGGCUGAAGGAGCAACUGCUCCUCUUACAGAGCUGCUUCACUCUAGAAAUGAGGGUGUAGCAACCUAUGCAGCUGCUGUUCUCUUCAGGAUGUCUGAAGACAAGCCUCAAGACUACAAAAAGCGAUUGUCUGUAGAACUGACAAGCUCUCUUUUCAGAACUGAGCCAAUGACUUGGAAUGAGACCGGGGAAUUGGGAAUAGAUAUUGGAGCCCAGGGAGAACCUUUAGGCUACCGUCAAGAUGAUCCUAGCUAUCGUUCCUUCCAUUCUGGAGGGUAUGGUCAAGAUGCAAUGGGAAUGGACCCAAUGAUGGACCAUGAGAUGGGUGGACAUCACCCUGGUGCUGAAUACCCAGUUGAUGGGCUACCUGAUUUGGGACAUGCUCAGGAUUUGAUUGAUGGACUUCCCCCAGGUGAUAGUAAUCAGCUGGCCUGGUUUGAUACUGACCUGUAAAUAUCUUUUAAGCUGUAUUGUCUGAAUGAUCCUGCAUUGUGAUUUGGCCUGUAGAGUUGCUGAGAGGGCUUGAAGGGUUGGCUAGUAUCUCUGAAAGUGCCUGACACUAACAAAAGCAGAGUUUCCUAUGGGAACAGUUGAAGAUUUUUUUUUUUUUUUUGGUUCUGGUCCUAUUUGGUUGUGGAAUAAAAAUGGAUUUUGGGAGUGGCUGCCUAUUUGAAGAAUGCACACGAGUGGAUCUCAAGAUGGAUUUAAAACCCUAGCCUUCUAAUUUUUUUUUUCUUUAACUUUUUCAGUUUCUGUAAUGGUACUGACAUAGCUUGCUUUUAAACUAGCCAUUUUUAUUUUUUACUUUUACAGUAAUUUGUAUUACUUUUUAACAGUCUUGUAGUGUUAAGUUAUAGUGGUAAUGCUCCAGCUGUUUCUACUUUUUAAGAUUAAAGUAAUGGUGUAGAACACUAAAACAUAAUCAUUUUAGUUGUACUCUGACUAAAAAGUAACAUUGUGUAGUUUUUGUAUAAAAUUAGACAAUGGUCCAAUUGCAUUCUUUUUAAAUUGCGUAAAGCGGGUUAACCAUUUCCAGUGUCAAUGUUUUCAGUGGAAUUUGCAAUUAGAUGGGGGCCAGAAUAAGACUUUUGCUAAAAGUGAAAGUAGUUAAAAAUUCAUUUAUCCCAAAGUUGUUGUAGCCUGCUGUACUUAUUGGUUACCAUGGUUAAAAAUGGCUAAACAAUAAAAAUGGACUUUCAAUUUUGCCUGAAUUAUUUUGUGAUGUGUUAUUGAAAUGUAAACAAUUUGGCUUAACUUGAAACAGCUUGAACAUUUUCGUAACGGAAAUGAAACAUUUAUUAAACAUUUAUCUAAUUCACAUUUUGGUGAUUCUGUUCCUUCAUCAGUUUCUUCCUACCACCAGCACUCCCCACCACCCAGCUGAAGGAACAACUGAUCUCUUGUGUCCAUCUUUGCAAGUGUGGAUUGCAAAGCAGUGACUGAAAGGCAAUUAGUUUGUCAGCACAAAACUUGAAUGGAAAAAAUGCAAGUUGAAUUUCUUGGGGCUUUGUAUCUUGCCAUUAGUGCUGAUGAACAGUGCUUAAGUGUCUACUUUGAUUAGGGAAACUUUAUUGUGAGCAUCACAUUUGAUUAUGAAACUUAACCCAUAUUUGGCACGGCUUGUAUGCUUGCCAGAGCUGCUGCAUAUUUUUGGUAUUUUUUUAUUCAGUACAAUCUAAGUACACGGUCCAGCAUUGCUUAGUGUGGUUUUUGUAUUUUCUUUUUUUUUUU